Micropterus dolomieu (smallmouth bass) is the source of this 1173-nucleotide messenger RNA. RefSeq lists its product as uncharacterized. The record is from RefSeq and is a predicted model, not a curated record. Lineage: Eukaryota; Metazoa; Chordata; Actinopteri; Centrarchiformes; Centrarchidae. The annotation marks the transcript as partial. The transcript is spliced from 3 exons.
AUGUAAAGCUGUGGUAUGAGCCCCCUGUCCCAGCCCUCAUUUACCACCAGACCCCGGCACCCGACAGCUUCUUCACCCAUCGGCUGAUGGUGUGGAUGCCAUACCACCUGUGGAAGGUGAAGGUGUCCUGCCCGGCUUGUGGGAAGCAGCUGACGGGCUAUGGUGUCCACAAGAGGGCUCGAAAGGUCUUAGACAUCGACGGGUAUUACCUGAUGGUGACAGAGACACUCAGGUGCACCGUGUGUUCCCUGAACUAUCUGUCGACCAGUCAGACUGUCCGGGACCAGCUGGACCUGCCCCACCAGAAGCUGUAUGCUUGUGACAUACGUGUCAUUCGGCUGCUUCGGGACCGGACUCUCGGCAACAGUCCAGCACGACUGGCAAAGCAGCUCCGGGAGAACCACGGUGAGAAUUGGCUGAACCGGUUGGCACACUAUGUGGGGGAGUGUGCUAACUUUAUGGAUCAGCCCAGCCUCGUCCCAGUGAUCUGCCAGGAGCCCCCGGAGCCCAUCCACGUCCCCACCAGUCGCUGGCUGCUGACCGUCUACAGCAGGGACAUCCUCUCCCGUCUGGACCACAUUAAGGCCAGCAUCACCUCCACGUUUGGUUCCAUCUUAAAGAUGGAUUCAACCAAAAAGAUUACAAAGAAGCUGGCUGGCCACGGCAGAGGGACAGCUCUCUGGCUGACCUCAAUCAGCAACGAAGUUGGCCAGGUCCUGACCAGUGUCCUGACAAUGCAGGAGGGGCCAGGACUGGACAGGAUGGUGUCUGGAGUGAUGGAGCGGUACCGCCAGGCAUGUGUCCCCCCGCCUGUGCUGCUGUAUGUGGACUGUGGCUGCUGCGUGAGCGAGGGGGAGAGCAAGCUGCAGACCAGGUUUGCACAGUGGCCAGACAUCCACAUAAGACUGGACAUCUGGCAUUUCAUGAGGAGGCUGGCUGUCGGUUGCACCACCGAUGCUCAUCCCCUCUACCCCACCUUCAUGGGCUGCCUGUCUGCAUGUAUCUUUGAGUGGGAUGCAGGGGACCUCAGUCUGUUGCGGCAGGCUAAGAGAGAGCAGCUCAGACAGGAGGGUGUGCCAGCGCUUACUGAUAUCCUGGUGGACAGGAGAAUCACUAAGAAGGAGCUGAGCCAGUACUGCAGAAGGAGGACGCGCGGGGAGAAGGGGACCAUCA